Messenger RNA from Trypanosoma conorhini, 1731 nucleotides. RefSeq lists its product as uncharacterized. The coding region runs from base 1 to 1731 and encodes 576 amino acids. Lineage: Eukaryota; Euglenozoa; Kinetoplastea; Trypanosomatida; Trypanosomatidae. The record is from RefSeq and is a predicted model, not a curated record. The transcript has a single exon.
AUGACAACUUUUCCCGACGAUGUGGAGACCUUGCAGAAGCGGCUGCAGCUGAGUGAGGAGUGGAAUAUGCGACUGCAGAGUCAGAUUCAGGAGCUGCUGCGUCUUUCCCGCAGUGAGGUGGAGGCGAUGCGUGACAGAAUGCAGAAUCCCGACAUUGCCAUUCCGCUUCUGCAGUGCUACGAUGCCGCCAUUCUGGAGAAGCAGGAGGAAAAUGAAAAGCUGCAGCGAGAGAUGAGCAGGCUGAAGGCAAUGCUUGAGAAUACCACUAGUGAACUGGGGGAGGCACGUGAGGCUGUGCGUGUUGCGGAGGUGCAAUUAAAAGACUUGCGCAUGCAGGCCCAAGAGGAACGCAGCUGCCUGGAAGAGGCCAAACACGAGGUGGAUCGUGAGGCCGCACAGCUGCGACGAGAGUUGUCCCGCUCACUCGACGCAGAGGCAGCUCUGAAGCACGAGACGGAGCAACUGAAGCGAGAGCGGAGCGCGCUGCAGGGCGAUGCCGCGCAGAUUCAGCGGAAUACCGAAACACUGGAGGAGGAAGCGAAACACGCACAGUAUCGACUAAAGACAAUUGCAAGUGAAAAGGAGGAAACACAGCAGCAAGGGGAGCUGCAACGCAUUCAGCUUCAGCUGCUAAGCAAAGAGAACGAGGACAAGCUACAAGAGUUAGAGCGCCUAAGGAAUAGAAUGGUGCAGGCACUGCGUCAGGCCGCCGAUAACCACGUGGCGCAUCUCCGUGUCUUGGAGGAAAAGCACCGAGAGGCGAUGGAGGGGCUGCGCACACAGUUAACUACACAAGAGCUUGAGGUGCAGAAGCUGCGUGCACAGUUGGCCCGUGUGGAUGCAAGCGGCAAUGGCGGCCGUUACGCUUUGAACCUACGCACAACUACUGAGGUGUUGGAGGCGCAGACGAGACAAGCCCAGGAGAUGGAGCUGAAGCGUCUCUAUGGCGAGAUCUCGAACAUUCAACUUCAGCGAGACGACGCAUUGCUUCGAUACGAGCAACUUUCGAGUAGUUUGCGUCGCGAAGAGGCUGAUCGUCUUACUGAGGCGCAGCGGGAAACGCAGGCGGUGCGGCAGAAACUGCGUGAUCAGGAGCAAAAGUAUGAGCAGCUUGCAAAGGGGAACAGCCGUGUGAAGGAUGAACUCCGUGCGCUUCGAGAAAAGUACAAGAGCCAAACGGGAGACUUGCAGCGUGCCCGGCAGGAAAGGGAGGAAACCUUUAAGAAGAUGGAGGAACUGCGGCGCGCGCUGGCCACGGCUGAAGAGGCGUAUGAGCGGGUGCAGUCUGAGGCAAAGGAUGACACGGCGAAGGAGCGUCAGCGUGUGCGGGAGGUGGAGCAGCGCGUGGACGAGGUGCUGCGGGAGAUGCGGGCGUCGCGGGGCCGUGCCAACGCCGCGACAGUUGCGGUGGAGCGGCAGCGGGAUGAACUUCGCAAGCAACUCACGGAUUCGCAAGAGCGUUUGACGGCGGUGCAAGCGCGAUUGUCAGCGCGGGACCGCGAGGUGGAGGUGUUGGCAGCCAAAGCUGAACAUCUUCAGGAGGCCGUGCGGAUGAACCAAAAACAGGCGUUAUCGUGCGACGAACGUGUGCAGCAGCUCUUGGCGCAGGACGAGGAGAAAUCGCGGCAAUUGCGGGAGAUGACCUUGACGGUUGAGCGUCUCAAGCGGGAAGCCGCCCGCGUUGCACGAGCCCGUGAUAGACUUAUAGAGGACGUGAAUAUUCGAUUUUAA